Echinostoma caproni is the source of this 1851-nucleotide messenger RNA. The record is from the annotation of a GenBank genome assembly. NCBI's taxonomy places the organism in Eukaryota, Metazoa, Platyhelminthes, Trematoda, Plagiorchiida, Echinostomatidae.
AUUGACUCACCUUCUCCUCCUUGUUCCCCUGAAGUUGAACCUCAAGUGGAUUUUGACGAUGAUACUUCCACACCUUUCUUGUCCAGUUUAGGCCCAGUUGAUCCGGCCGUUCUAUAUUCCAUCGAGUCUACUCUACCGGUCAUGGCAGAUAGUCAACCAGUGUUUGUGGGAGGAUCGGAUCUGAGUACCACUCCAAUCUCAGUUGGUUCUGUCUGUUCGACACCUGCACCUGCGAAAUCAUUGUCAUCAUCUGAUCCACUAACAGCCUUGUGUCCCACCACUACAGCUACCAAUGGCUCAAUAAUGGAACGCACACUUACAGAUUCUACCCAAGUUCCUCCCACGCAAGGUGGUAAUGCAACUAGCCCCAUGAUCACCAAUUCCUCCGUUGCGCACACAACAGCAACUGUUGUGAGUACUCCAGACAACCCAGAAACUCCUUCCCGACCUGAUCCACCGAAAGAGCACCGGAAAACUUCGGCAAUCAUAGGAUCGUCUAGAGCUUCUGAGCUCACCACCGAUCAUUUGACAUCAGUGCUUGUUGAAGCUCCCGUACAAGAAACCAAGCCCACUCCGGGCAAGAUGGAACCGUUGUUCGUCUUGGAUGAAAAUAUUCAAGAGACUGCUUGUUCCACUUUCGGGCCUGAAACAACCAAGUCCAGUGUACAAGGGAACGAAUGUAAAGAUGUUCCGGAAAGUACAUGCAUCCUUGAGACUACAAGUGACCAGUGCCUCAGUGCUCAUGCAUCUCCGAGCAAACUAGACAGUGACGAGGAGACUAAAGUUCAACCAAAAUUGGAAUCACCAAAGCCCGGUUGGACAGGUGAAAUUCAACCUAGCAGUCCUCAACCGAUCAGAAUAAAACCAGAAUCAGAUCGACCAGAGAUCAGCAGUGAAUCGAUUGGAGCAUUUAGAUCGGAGAAUGAUGCCGAGGAGAAUGUGGAAUCAAGUGAUGAGGUCAUUGAAAAUGUUAGUGAUAUCCGCAGUGAUCAAACUGUGAUCACCACCACUUUAUCUGCGAGCAAGACGAAAUUUUUCGAGCAAUCAUUGGAUUGCAAAGCGCAUAUCGUAGGUACCUCCACAACAGAAGAACACAAAAGUUGUAAUUAUACGGAAAUUCAAAAUAAUCGCAGGGAAGUACCCUCAUCAUUUCGACAGACCACAGAAGACUUGGAUCCUGGUACCCCUCAACCUGUGUCGGAUGGCGUUGCACAAAAAAUGUCAGCUUCUUCUGACUCUCUAACAAAUGCAAAUGUUCUACCAUCCAGUACUCAUCUAGUUGAUUCAGAAAUGGAGCCUGAAGAUAGCUCGUCGGUUGCAGAAGUAUUUCAGGAAUGCACUACAAAGGUGGAAGAGCGAUCAGUGUUCACGGAACCUUUGGUGUACUCGGAAGAGGCGGCCGUGGAGUCAGUUACUUCGAUUUCAACCGUAGAUGUAUAUAGUGUACAAAUCACAUCGGUUGUUCCCACACAUGUAACACGUGCGGCUGAGUUCGCUCCACCUGUGUUGUUUUCGCGUGACCAUCUCGUGGAGGAAUCUUCGGAGGUGUCACAUGUAGAGUCCUGUUCCAUCGAAACAUUCAUCACAGAUCCUGUGUUGCCCUAUCAUUGUGUCCAGUCAGAGUCAUCCGUAAUUUGUCCUCCAUCCUAUCCUAUCGCUUGUCCCAAUGCACCGAGUAGCCCGAUCGUAGAUCAUGGAUCCACUCUUGAGGAAAAAAUAAAAGUUGAGUCGUUAUCUCCACCUGAAGGUUCAGCCCUUUGCCCUAUUAAUGCGGUAACGCAGAUAGAAGACGAUGAAUUCACUUUGUGGCACUGUCCGCCUGCACCUGUGCCAAAUAUAAGUUCAGUAACG